Messenger RNA from Aspergillus versicolor CBS 583.65, 1606 nucleotides. Its product is annotated as tyrosinase family protein. The coding region runs from base 141 to 1295 and encodes 384 amino acids. NCBI's taxonomy places the organism in Eukaryota, Fungi, Ascomycota, Eurotiomycetes, Eurotiales, Aspergillaceae. Gene Ontology annotation, molecular function: oxidoreductase activity. The transcript is spliced from 4 exons. The record is from RefSeq and is a predicted model, not a curated record.
GCCUUCUCCUGAGUGCCCGUCGAGAUGCCCCUGAUCGUAUAAGAACGGUCGCGACGAUCCCUGCUGUCUUUCACUCCCUCGGCAUUUUCCUUUCUCCUGCAUUUUUGUUCUUUUUUGCUUCUGCCCCGAACAGCUCUGCCAUGCGUUUCUCACUCACUGCCGUGGUGGCAGCUCUGGCUGCUGUCCCCCAUGCCACGGCCUCCCCUGACAUCGACGAGUGGGAUCUCCUCGCAGGCAAGGCCCUGGUGAACCAGGUGCUGUACCAAUUCACAAAGCCUCGUUACUUCGAGAGCACGUGUACGCCCCUGAACGCUGCUGUCCGUCGGGAAUGGGGCACAUUAACCAAGACUGAGCGCAAAGAGUACAUCGAGGCAGUUCAAUGCCUCAUCGACUCGCCAUCUCAGAUUGAUCCUUCUUUUGCUCCCGGCGCGCGCACUCGUUUUGAUGACUUUACCGCCGUCCACAUUAACCAGACGGCCUGGAUCCACACAACAGGUAACUUCUUGACAUGGCAUCGCUACUUCACCUGGGCCUACGAGCAAGCUCUUCGCAAUGAAUGCGGGUAUAGAGGCUACCAGCCGUACUGGUCGUGGCCGAAAUACGCCGACGACCCGCAUAGCAAUCCCAUCUUCGAUGGCUCCGAGUACAGCAUGUCGGGCGACGGGUCGUAUGUUCCUCAUGAAGGUCCUGAAGCUGGUCCGGAUAUCUUCCUGGAGCCUGGACAUGGUGGUGGCUGUGUGACAUCUGGGCCGUUCAAGGACUUCCAAGUGAACCUUGGGCCCAUCGCCACCACCCUCAACAUUCCUGGAUUGGAAAACCAGAAUGGAACAGGGCUGGACUACAACCCUCGCUGCCUGCGUCGCGAUCUCAACCCAGAUGCCGCAACCUGGACGACAAUCGACAAGGUGAUGGACCUGUUCGAGCGCAAUGAUAUCACGUCCUUCCAAAACCGCCUUCAGGGCGACUUCCCUAAUAAAUACCUCGGGGUACACAGCGGCGGUCACUACACCAUCAGCGGUGAUCCUGCUGGCGACUUCUUUGCCUCCCCCGGUGACCCGGUCUUCUACCUGCACCACGCGGCCAUUGAUCGUGUUUUCUGGACGUGGCAGAAUGUGCAGCCUAAGGAUCGUACUUUUGUGGUCCAGGGCCCGACUGUCCUUCCUGGCUUUGGCAUUCCGAAUACUGCGAAUGCUACCCUCGAUGAUAUGCAGUAUUUCAGUGUGUUGGCCGAGGACAGGACCAUCCGUGAGCUGCUUGAUACGACUGGGGGGCCUUUUUGCUACGUCUAUCUUUAAUCUUAAUGGGCGGUGUAUAUAAUUAGACCUUAAUAAAAACAUAUAUCUUCUACAAAUCAUAUAAACCGGAGAACUAAUUGACGUCCCACUUCGCUUCUACGUCUUCCCAAGCAUCAUACUGGAACAGCCACCCCCCAACCCCAUACCUCCUCCACACCAAAGGAUCCUCCCCCUCCUUCAAACCCUCAGGUAACGGCCCUCGCUUCCCCUGAACCCACUGCCUCUCAACAGCCUCAAACCCACGCAUCUUCCAAUCCCGCUCCCUCUGCUCCUCUCCAUCAUCAAGGUGAUUCAGAUCCUGCUGGAUCGAC